Molecule: messenger RNA, 1407 nt
Organism: Enterobius vermicularis (human pinworm)
Lineage: Eukaryota; Metazoa; Nematoda; Chromadorea; Rhabditida; Oxyuridae
Source: the annotation of a GenBank genome assembly
AUGGACAGAAAUUCUGCAAUAUACGAAAACCUUUCAAUGCCUGACUUUCGUCUCGAUUACAGUCCGUUAAAAAAAAACAUGUUGGAAGACGAUACAUUAGUACAUCCACAGGAACCAGCAACUGAUGCAACACUUGCCAAACUAGCCUUCUGGGUACCGUACCACCAACAGUCAUCUAAAACAAACGGAAAUCUAUUGAAUUUUUCGCCGCAUUCAUUAAACUCUGACAGCAACUCAGCAUCCCAGCAACAGAAUGCCGCCCCGCUACAAUACGGCAUGUCUCGUUUACUUGCAAAUUCGGCUCAGUCCCUAAGCAUUGCUACUACAUAUCCAACAAACACUGUAUCACAGUCCGCAACCAACAAAAUUCAGUCAUCAGUACCGGACCUUAGCCAACAAUUUAUCACCAACAGAUCUACUCAAAAUGCUUUCAUAACCGCGUCACCAAGGACACCUACAACAAUGCCAGGCAACAUUUUACUCUCUUGUCGGUAUCAGUUACCACAGAUCACAACUAUGCGAUCUCCAACGACACAGGUUCAAGCGCCUUUUAUGUCUCAGUAUCCGCCACAAAUCCUACAACAGCUGCAGGCAACCCAAGAACGUUCUAGAACACUAGCCUACGCUCGACUACUUCUACACGGUGGACUAAACGCACAAGCGGCCCGGGCUCCAACAAAAAACGAAACGAAAACUGAAACACAAAUAAGAACGAAAGGUAAAGAACCUCGCGCUAAGGUACAAGGUGAAUGUCAAAGGAAUGGAGCCCCAACCAGUAGACGUCGUUUUAACAAAAGAUAUCGAACCACAAAUGUCCAAACUCAAAAUGAAUGUUCAGCUGUUAAAUUUCGACAAUGUCCGCAUCAAAACAUUGUUGCCGGUAAACAAAACCAAACGAUGGCAAGACAGGAAUUGACCGCAUACAAAGUGCAAAAUUGGCAGAAGAGGACAGAAGAAAAUAAGAAAAGCCAACAAGUUAAGGAACAAGCUACACAAACAACUGCCGACUUUUUACAAAUGCAAGCGUCAAAACGAGAAGAGUGGAGAAUUGUAGAAGCAGGCUUUCGUCCUUUGGCUUCUAACCUCUACCAACCUUUGAAGAGCAUGCUAAAUUCAGAGUGUCAAAAACAGCUACAAGGAUUGCAUACAUUAAACUGUCUUCAAACAGCAAAUGCAGCAAUGUUGAAAAAAAACCGUGAUGUGGACAAUGCAACUGCCGGAAACGGUAAACAGUUGAAUUUGCCGGUUACUAUAAUUUCGGGAACAAGCAACGCAUUUUUAUUGCCAAACCGUUCGAUGAACAUUCGAACCACAGUUUCCAGCACAAACGCAAGUGAAGACAUUCGUCCAUGUACAAACCUCUCUUGGAAUCAUUUCGUUCAGGAACCUAUACGGCUGCAGCAAUAA